CCCAAAUAACGUUUGUCCUUUCCGAUAAUAUUUCUAUCUGUGAAAAAAGUGUCGGAAUCCAACCAAACUAACCCCUCUUAAUUAUUUGUUCGUACCAUAAUUAUUGAGAUUCAAACACUUCAAUCCAAAUUUCCAUCAAUUAUCUCUCCAUUUCCUCCGCUCCAUCAAAUUCAAAAAUUAUUAGGUUUCUCCGAUUUUGAAUUCUUCAACUAAUUCAAACACACAUGUUAUCUCCAAAUUCCGAAUCAAUGGACACGUCACCACUGCUCAACCACGCAAUCUCCGACCAUCUCCUUCGCAGCCGCCGUCUCCUACGGCGUCAACCGCCUCCCCUCCGCGACGCAGCAGCUCGGAUUCUCCGGCAAGCAAGCAGCCGUCGGAUGAUGUUACGCGAACCCUCAAUGCGUGUUCGUGAAAAUGCCGCUGAGCAGCUCGAAGAGCGUCAGAGCGAUUGGGCCUAUUCAAAGCCCAUUAUAGUUCUUGACGUGCUAUGGAAUUUAUCCUUCAUCGGAAUAGCUGCCGGUGUGUUGUGUUUGAGUGUUGAAGAAGAGCCGCGAGUUCCGUUAAGGCUGUGGAUUAUUGGGUACGGUUUGCAAUGUGUUUUUCAUAUUGGGUGUGUUUUGUAUGAGUAUAAAAGAAGGAUUCAUGGGGAUGGUGGUAGUAAUAAUGCAAGAGUGGAAGGUAGUGGGGAUUCUAGUUCCUUGUCGGAGAGUGACGGUGGUGAUUCAGCUGGUGAUUAUGGUGGUGAACAGCGUGGCAAUGAUGAUGAAACUAGUGGUGUAAAGCAAUUGGAGUCAGCAAAUACAAUGUUUUCUUUUGUUUGGUGGAUGGUUGGAUUUUACUGGGUUACUGCUGGUGGUCAAAAUGUUACACAUGAUUCACCUCAGCUCUACUGGCUUUGUAUUACGUUUCUUGCUUUCGAUGUGAUUUUUGUGAUUAUCUGUGUUGCUGUUGCUUGCCUAAUUGGUCUUGCAAUUUGCUGCUGUCUUCCUUGUAUUAUUGGAAUCUUAUACGCCAUGACAGAUCGGGAAGGAGCAACUAAGGAAGAGAUUGAGCAAUUACCCACGUACAAGUUCCGCAGAAUAGGAGAUUUUGAGAAAGUUGAUGGUGAGAUUCAAGUAACUCUUGGAGGGAUUAUGACUGAAUGUGUAAAUGAUAGUCCCACAGAGCGUCUUCUUUCCCAUGAGGAUGCUGAAUGCUGCAUCUGCCUCUCGGCUUAUGAAGACGGAACUGAGCUGCGUGAACUUCCUUGUCACCACCAUUUCCACAUCACAUGCAUAGAUAAGUGGCUUCACAUCAACGCCACAUGCCCUCUUUGCAAACUCAACAUUAUAAAGGCAAGCAACCCUAAUGGUGAAGAAAUAUAGGCAUGAAUUUGUCUACAACGCUGUCGGGAUUAGCUUCUCCGCUAGUUGCAUUAUGGAGUGGAAACUGUAUAUGCUGGAGAAAAGAUUUAGUAUUUGCUUUUGACUAGCUAUUAGCAAGAGUAAUGUAAAUGAUCUUUUAGAUAACUUAUAGAUCACAAUAUGAUUACCUAAAUUGUGUAAACAAGCUUUAUAGAGUGUUAAUUCGGGUGUAA
Molecule: messenger RNA, 1579 nt
Organism: Mercurialis annua (annual mercury)
Lineage: Eukaryota; Viridiplantae; Streptophyta; Magnoliopsida; Malpighiales; Euphorbiaceae
Product: E3 ubiquitin-protein ligase At1g63170
Exons: 5
Coding region: 225-1367 (380 amino acids)
Source: RefSeq, a predicted model, not a curated record